GUCAUUUUCUUCUCUCGCUCUUGUCUCUCCGAGCUCAGAUCUAUCAUAUCUUACCCAGACUCCUUUGGUCUUCCAAUUAAAUCCAUUCAUCUUACUACUUUGACCUCUAUUGUGUCAAUCUAACCAGAAAGAUGUAUCCCAAAAACCUCGGACUCUUGGCCACGGCCCUCCUAGCUGCCACAGCUUCAGCGCUGCCCCGCACGGUCCCACCGAAUAACAAUGACCUAGCCGCCGGCACUGUGGCCGUAGACCAAUCCCAAGACGGCAGCCACCUUGUACAGAGAUCAGAGGAGGAGACAGCGGGCAAAGAUAACGCUGACCUUUGGGGGCCACAUGGUGGAUAUGCUGGUGACGAUGAGGGGAUUUCCCCUCCCCGCGGCUGGAAGAAAGAUGGCAAAACGGAGAGAUCAGAGGACGAGACAGCGAGCAAAGACAACGCUGACUUUUGGGCGCCCCAUGGAUAUGGUGGAUAUGGUGGAUAUGGCAAUUCCUACGGGCAAGGCGGCUACUAUUAG
Aspergillus piperis CBS 112811 is the source of this 515-nucleotide messenger RNA. RefSeq lists its product as uncharacterized. The coding region runs from base 132 to 515 and encodes 127 amino acids. The transcript is spliced from 2 exons. NCBI's taxonomy places the organism in Eukaryota, Fungi, Ascomycota, Eurotiomycetes, Eurotiales, Aspergillaceae. The record is from RefSeq and is a predicted model, not a curated record.